This is a messenger RNA of Syngnathus acus (greater pipefish), 1017 nucleotides long. It is a transcript of the gene gpx3, whose product is annotated as glutathione peroxidase 3. NCBI's taxonomy places the organism in Eukaryota, Metazoa, Chordata, Actinopteri, Syngnathiformes, Syngnathidae. Gene Ontology annotation, biological process: response to oxidative stress. The record is from RefSeq and is a predicted model, not a curated record. The transcript is spliced from 5 exons. Gene Ontology annotation, molecular function: glutathione peroxidase activity.
CUCCUCUUCAUAACUGGCACUGCAGAGGGAAAGCGGACAUUUCCCCGAGCUCAGAGUGCAGGUGGCCGUCAUGUGGAAUCUGUUGUCUCCGUCAUUGCUUUUCCUGCUGCUUGGCCUGCUGCGGCCUUGCAACGCCGAAGGAACCCCGCUCACUCAGUGGUGCAGCCCACUUGCAGAUGGUACCAUCUACAAAUACCAGGCCAAGCCCUUGAAUGGCAGUCGUACUGUUAACUUCAGUCACUUUGCGGGAAGGACUGUCCUCUUCGUCAACGUGGCCACAUACUGAGGUUAUACCCCUCAGUAUUGGGAGCUGAAUGCACUUCAGGAGGAGAUGAAUGUUCACGGACUUACUAUUCUCGGCUUCCCAUGCAAUCAGUUUGGCAAGCAGGAACCGGGGAAUAACAGUGAAAUCCUGGCAACCUUAAAGCAUGUCAGACCUGGCAACAACUUUGUUCCAAACUUCCUGUUGUUUGAGAAAGGUGAUGUGAAUGGGAAAGACGAGCAAGGGGUUUAUACCUUCCUCAAGAGUUCCUGUCCUCCAGUAUCAGACAACUUCGGUAACCCCACCAACAGACUAUUCUGGGAUCCGUUGAAAGUCAGCGACAUCAAGUGGAACUUUGAAAAGUUCCUGGUGGGCCCGGACGGAAAACCCAUCAUGAGAUGGUAUCCGUCCGUCAGUGUUUCCGAGGUGCGAGCUGAUAUACGCAAAUACCUGUUCGAGCGUUACACAGAGGAGGUUUUCAAUUAGAUUGUCCUGCCAAACCAUUUUCACAAGUUGUAAAGUUGACGUAAAUCUAGCAGUUCCUCUAAUUUCUGAAGGUAGCAUGUUGAAUGAAGAAGAGGUUUGAAAACAGAAAGUCUGCGGAGCCUCUUUGGAGUCUGAGAUUCAAGGCUAGCUUUUUGGUGCAUUCAAGCUGUCUUGCUAUCCCACAGUAUCAUGAUAUUUUCGCAAACGGGGACCUGCUGGCAUUUACAGCUUCAAUGUCAAGAACUUGUAAUAAACCAAUGACAACUGCA